AUGGAGCCCACACCGCGCCCGUCACGAUCCUCGUCGUCGGCCUCUCGCAAGGCCAACCUGACGCUCGACCUGUCCAACCUCCCGCCGCUGGUCCAGCCGACACCGCCGUCCAACACUCUGCUGUUCACGAACCUCACCAACCCCGACGUCUUCCGGCCGGAUAACCUGCAAAGCAUCCGCGACCUCAUCACCAAGACGGCGCCCAUCCACGCCUUUGCGCCGCUCAAGUCGUUCCGCCGCAUCGUCGUCUCCUUCUUCGACAUCGACGCCGCCAUCGCCGUCCGGCAAGUCUGGGACGGCGAGGCCGUCCUCGGCGAGCGCCUGAAGGUCUACUACGGCCAACAGACCUCCGUCGAGGCCAAGGACGAGCACCUCGCCCUCCCCGACGCCGGCAAGCUCUUCUUCAUCUCGCCGCCGCCUAGCCCGCCCCACGGAUGGGAGAUGCGGCUGGAGGACGCGCCCAACAAGAUGGUCCACGCCGAUGACCUCGCCGAUGCCCUGGCCAAGCUGCACCAGCGCAGGGACGCCGUCGAGUCCCCGCUGAGCCCCGUCGAUGGUGCGCUGCUCGGCGGCCGGGGCAGGAGCCGCAGCUCCACGCUCAUCUGGCACCCCGAGGAAAACGGCUGCAGCCCCGAUCUGCCCGCCGUAGUGGUCGAGGACAUGACGGACAAGCCCGAGGAGAUCAGCCCCCUCGAGGCCUCUCGCCCCAUCAUGGCGCACACAGCCCGGCCGCCCGUCGAGCUGAUGCACCAAGCAUAA
Purpureocillium lilacinum is the source of this 759-nucleotide messenger RNA. RefSeq lists its product as uncharacterized. Gene Ontology annotation, cellular component: cytoplasm; nucleus. Lineage: Eukaryota; Fungi; Ascomycota; Sordariomycetes; Hypocreales; Ophiocordycipitaceae. Gene Ontology annotation, biological process: calcium-mediated signaling. Gene Ontology annotation, molecular function: nucleic acid binding; calcium-dependent protein serine/threonine phosphatase regulator activity. The record is from RefSeq and is a predicted model, not a curated record.